CUUCAGCAUCGCUCCGCGCGGUGCGCGGCCAGGGCGCAGGGCAUGGCCCAGCCGGAGGACCGCGCUCCACUGCAGCGGCGACGUCGUCAAGCCAGACUUGGAUCAGCGUCAGUACAGGUACGUGACUCUGCCCAACGGGCUGAGAGUGCUGCUGGCCUCGGACCCAGACAGCGAUGCAGCGGCCGCGUCGAUGAGCAUCAGGGCAGGGAGUUUCGACGAUCCUCCAGAAUUCCUGGGCUUGGCCCACUUCCACGAGCACAUGCUCUUCCUGGGCACACAGAAGUACCCAGACGAGGACGAGUACGAGAAGUGCCUCAAGGACCACGGUGGCCACAGCAACGCGUACACCGACGACGAGCUCACGAACUACUACUUCCGGGUCAACGCGCCCCACCUCCAGGGCGCGCUGGACAGGUUCGCGCAGUUCUUCAUCUCGCCCCUCCUCUCGCCGGGGGCACUGGACCGAGAGAUGCGCGCCGUGGACUCCGAGAGCACCGGGUACGCGUCCGAGGAGGAGUGGCGCAGAGCCCAGGUGAUGAAGGCCACCGCCGCAGACCACCAUCCCUUCCAGCGCUUCAGCGUGGGCGACCUGACCACGCUCGGGCACUCCGGCCCAGAGGCCGUCAGGGAGGCCAUGGUGGCGUGGAACGCGGCGUAUUAUCACACCGGCGCGAUGAGGCUGGUCGUUGCCGGAAGCGAUCCGUUGGACACGCUGGAGGAUGCGGUGAGCAAGUUUUUCGGCCCGGUUCCGAGUGGCCCAGAGCGGAGCUGGGCGGAGGACAGAGGGCCUCCAUGGGGCGAGGAGCAGGUGGGGCGCUACGUCGAGGUAGUUCCCAACCGGGAGGAGCGCAGCCUCUCAAUCAACUGGCCACUGCCACCAGAGCGGCUGUACCUGUACAACAAGUUGGACGUCUACUUGGGCCACGUGCUCGGCCACGAGGGCGAAGGUUCUCUGUACGACAUGCUCAACCAGGAUGGGCUCGUCGAGCACCUCAUCUGCGGCUCGGGCUACUCCUUCUCCGAUGCGCAGCUCUUCAGCCUGGAGAUAUCUCUCACCGAGGAGGGGGACCGCCGCUCGGAGGAGGUCCUCCAGCGCGCAUUCGCCUUCGUGGCUCUGAUGCGCGAGGCGGGGCCGCAGCGCGAUACUUUUGAGGAGCUGCGCAGCCUCAGCGAGAUCGGCUUCCGCUUCCAGGAGGAGAACCCGUCCACUGAGGACUUCGUGGCUGAGGCGAGCAACAACCUCUUCUACUACCCCGUCCGGGACGUGCUCCGCGGCCCAUCUGCGUUCGACGAGUGGCGCCCGGACCUCGUCCAGGAGUGGUUAGACCGCCUCACGCCGGAGAACUGCAUCAUCUUCCACGCGAGCUCCGACUUCCAGCGGGAGGCGGCGGCGGCGGCGGCCGCGGCGCCCGCGCCCGGCGACGCCGGCAGCGCGGCGCCCUGGGGGCGCGAGCGCUGGUACGGCGCGCAGUUCCGCGCCCGGGCGCUCGGGGCCGAGGAGCUCGGCAGGCUGUCGCGGCCGCCCGCCGCGGCCCGCGAGGGCCUGCGGCUGCCGGCCGGGAACCCCUUCGUGCCGCGGGACUUCUCGCUGCGCAGCGGGGCCCGGCGCGAGGCGCCCGCCUCUGCGUUGGAAGUGGCGCCGCCCGCCAGGCGCGACGUGCCCGGCGAGGCGGCGCCGCGCCUGUGGUGGAAGAUGGACAGCGCGUUCGGAGCCCCGCGGGCGUACGUCUACGCCCACGUCAUGACGCCCGUGUACGAGAUGGGCCCGGAGGCGGUGGCCGCGCUCCGCCUCUUCUGCGCCCUGCUGAGGGACGACCUGAGCACCUUCGCGUACGACGCCGAGGAGGCGGGCCUGUCGUACCAGGUGGAGUUCACCGACCGCUUCACGCUGGAGGUGGGUGGCUUCAGCGACAAGCUCCCCUUGCUGCUGCGGCGCGUGGCCGAACGCGUCCCGUCCCUGCUUGACGAGCUGCGCGCGGCCGCCGAGGAGGAGGAGGAGGAGGAGGAGGAGGAGGAGGAGGAGGAGGAGGAGGAGGCGGAGGAGGAGGUCGAGGGCGGCGGCGACACCGAGGACGACAGCGGGGACGAGAGCGGGGAGGACAGCGAGGGUGGGCUCGCCUACUGGAGCGAGCGACUCGAGGUGCAGCGCGAGGUGCUCCUGCGGGAGCACGACAACUACUUCAAGCAGGACCCCGCCCAGGUGGCGGAGUACCACGUCCGCCAGCUGGAGCUGGCCGGCAUCUGGCACCUGUCGGAGUACUCCGCCUGGCUCCGCGGCGCAGGAGGCGCGGGCGCCUCGGGCAGCCUGCUCCGCCCGAUGGUCCGGCUGGUCGACGCCGCGCUGCGCAGGGCGAGGGUGGACGUGCUCGCGCACGGCAACGUCAACGAGGGCGAGGCGCUCGAGGCGGCCCAGACGCUCCAGGGCACCCUCGCCGGCCCGUCGGCGCUGCGCGACGAGGAGCUCCCCACGAUGGACGUGGUGCUGCUCCCGGCCGGCCCCGGGCACGCGGUGGCCGUCGAGUUCGACCUGCUGGAGGCGAACCCGAUCGAGGAGAACAGCGCCGCGUACGCGGUUCUGCAGGUCGGGCCCCUCGGGGAGGACCCGCACCGCGACGCCUGCCUGGAGGUGGUGGCGCACCUGGCCUCCAACUCGGCGUUCGCGCAGCUGCGCACGAAGGAGCAGCUGGGGUACGUCGUCUACGCGACGCGCCGCACGCAGUACGACGUGGCCUCGCUGGCGGUGGUCGUACAGGGCGCCACGCUGGGCCCCCGAGGGAUGGACGCGAGGGUCGAAGCCUGGCUGACUUCGUUCAGGGAGGAGCUCGCUGGCCUCAGCGAGGAGGACUUCGCCACCAACCUGCAGGGGGUGAUAGACCUGAAGAGCAAGCGCCACACGCAGCUGGGCCAGGAGGUGGCCGCCCAGUGGCAGGAGAUCCUGCAGCGCACCUGCCGCUUCGACCGGCGGCGCGCCGAGGUGGCGGCGCUGCGAGCCGUCUCCCGCGCGGACCUGCUGGCCUUCUUCGACCGGCACCUGGCGGCCAGCGCCCCGCUGCGUCGGAAGCUGUCCUCCUGGGUGCAGGGCGCGGCCAACCGCGGCGCGGGCGCGGGCCCCGAGGGCCCGCCGCCCCCGCGGCACCUCCUCAGGACCAUCGACGAGUGGCGGGCGUUCAAGAACGGCCUGCCGACGCACAGCGUCGGCUGACCGCGCGAGGGGCGGAGGGACCGCCGCGGCGGCGUGCGGGGAUCCCAAAUCGAAGAGGGCAUGCCGGUACCGCUGCUCCCUGGACCCGCGCCGCCAUCCGCGUGCACGGGGGCCGCAAUGGUGGUACCGCAUGGGGUGCUGCUGCCUGGGCCUCAGGGCUG
Prorocentrum cordatum is the source of this 3363-nucleotide messenger RNA. NCBI's taxonomy places the organism in Eukaryota, Dinophyceae, Prorocentrales, Prorocentraceae. The record is from the annotation of a GenBank genome assembly.